Molecule: messenger RNA, 7859 nt
Organism: Drosophila eugracilis
Lineage: Eukaryota; Metazoa; Arthropoda; Insecta; Diptera; Drosophilidae
Gene: Wnk
Product: serine/threonine-protein kinase WNK1
Exons: 12
Coding region: 415-7401 (2328 amino acids)
Biological process (GO): positive regulation of sodium ion transmembrane transporter activity; intracellular signal transduction; positive regulation of potassium ion import across plasma membrane
Cellular component (GO): cytoplasm
Molecular function (GO): protein serine/threonine kinase activity; chloride channel inhibitor activity; ATP binding
Source: RefSeq, a predicted model, not a curated record
UGCAAAAUUGGACAAACCCUCUGCGACUUUGUACGACAACAAGAGGUCGUACCUGCGAACCGUGCUCGGAAGGGAAGCGCCAUCAGCGAAGAUGGUACUACCUCCUGCACCACGCAACCUCAAAGGAAUACCUCCAUUUCUAGCGAGGAGCAAACUGUGCAGGGAGCUAAUAUACAAAAGUCGGAAUACCGUUCGUUUAAUAGGUCUGCCUCCUCUAGGCAAAACCAGAACCCGACAUCUAAACUAAAAGACACACUGAGCAGAAAGCCCAAUCGCAAGCAGGACGCACUUUCUGCACACACGAGCACCAGCAGCACUACAUCGAUCCAAUCAUCACCUAUCGAACCAGCUUCCUCUCUGCCCACGCUGCACACCACACCACCGGCUUCCGGCAAAAGUAAUCUUUUUGUGCGGAUGCUGCGCCGCUUUUCCAGUAACUCUCUUUCCGGGAAGACGGCGGUGAGCCUAAAAAACGAAGUCGACGCACCUAAAGUUAACGAUAACAACAACGGCGCUCUGAACAAACAGCAAACGACCGAUGUAGAGGUGCUUUGCUCUAAAGACAACCAGCAGAGGAAACACAAUGAGGACAAAAUGGAUGGCAAAGCAGAGCCAGCAGAUGCCAAGAGCCGCCAGAAAGCUGGUUUAGCUUCGGGCAAUCCUAAAAAAGACAAGUCGGCCAAGGGGACGUCGCAAGCUGUUGUUUCAGACACGAAGAAAAUGGAGACCAGAAAGUCCUCCUCGGACACAGUGAUCGAGCCGUUGAUCAAACAGCAGGCACCACUGCACUCGUCCAAAACUACACCUACUACUCUGACGGCAAACUUCGUGCAAAACAUUCGAUUCGUGCGCAAAAAUGUGGAGCAGUCGGGCAGGAACACUAAUCCACUGCAAUUCGUCGAGCUCGAAACGGAGUUUCCUCGCGAUUAUGAUGAUAACAUCGAAAUGCUGUCCCGCGAGGCGGAACACCUGGAGGAGCAGUUCCGCACGCCAACUCGGUCGAAUGCUACAGAUGCCACCUCCCACCAAGUGGCCGGCAUCAUCGACAAUAUUAUUACCGAAGCGUCACGGAGUCUUACAAUCGAGAAGACUGAGGACGAUGUGCCAUUAAGGUCCUCCACCAAGCAUUCAAGCGGCGUCAAGCGCGUUGGUUUUCAGGUCGAGGAGAAGGACGAUACCGAAAUUCAGAGCGAAAAGCAGCCAAAGAGCAUCGACGAUAUAUCAAAGAAGUCAGAGAGCGCCGAGGUUAGCGCAGAGGAAGCUACUGUCACUGGAUCAUCCACGGAUGCCUCCACAUCCCUGCUGCCUUCCACGACGACGGUGUCAACCACUUCGUCAGCCACUUCGAUCACCAAGAGCAAGAGUGAUGAGGACGAUGACCCGGUGGCCAUGUCCCCUUGUGGGCGUUUUUUCAAGUACGAUAAGGAAGUCGGACGCGGUUCCUUCAAAACUGUCUACCGUGGCCUGGACACGUUGACGGGUGUUCCAGUGGCCUGGUGCGAAUUACUGGACAAGCAAGUGAAGAAAAGUGAACGCACCAGAUUCCGUGAGGAGGCAGAUAUGCUGAAGAAACUUCAGCACCCAAACAUUGUGCGGUUCUAUACAUAUUGGGAGUUUCCUAUUGGCCGCAAGAAAAAUAUAGUACUAGUCACCGAACUAAUGUUAUCUGGAACUUUGAAAUCCUAUUUAAAACGAUUCAAGAAAAUACACCCAAAGGUAUUGAAGUCAUGGUGUCGCCAGAUCCUAAAAGGCCUCAACUUCCUGCAUACUCGUCAAUUUCCUAUAAUUCAUCGUGAUUUGAAAUGUGAUAAUAUUUUUAUAACUGGCACCACUGGUAGUGUUAAAAUUGGCGACUUGGGCCUGGCAACGUUGAAAAACCGCUCCCACGCGAAAUCUGUGAUUGGUACGCCGGAGUUCAUGGCCCCGGAAAUGUACGAGGAGCACUACGACGAGUCGGUGGACGUAUAUGCCUUCGGCAUGUGCAUGUUGGAGAUGGCAAUCUCCGAGUAUCCAUAUAGCGAGUGCAAGGGUCCGGCCCAGAUCUACAAAAAAGUGAUCUCGGGUAUAAAGCCAGCGGCCUUAGCCAAGGUAGAGGAUCCCAACGUGCGCGACAUUAUCGAACGAUGCAUUGAACUUAAAAAGGAGGAUCGACCUAGCUGUAAUGAACUUCUAGAAUCGGAGUUUUUUGACGAGGACAUCGGCAUUCGCGUGGAGCCCACUGCUUCGGAACAGUUCCUUUCUGAUCCGAGCAUCAGCAUCAUCGAAUUUCGACUGCGUUUUAUGGAUCCAAAGAAGCGCUCAUCUCGUCAUAAGGAGAACGAGGCGAUACAGUUCGAAUACAACAUUAAACAUGAUGAAUACGAGCAGAUUGCGCAGGAAAUGAUGAAGGAAAAUAUUAUAUCGGAGGAUGAUUCUCGCGCUGUAGCUCGACUUCUGAAGGUGCAAGUGGUAUCGCUGCUUAAAGAACGUGCCCAGCGUCAAACUCAAAUCAAACUGCAGAACGAGAAGUCGCGAUUGGAGAAACUAGCAUUGCAAAAGCAACGUGAGAGUUUGCCGACCAACGUCGACGAAGAUGAAGAAGAAGAGGAGGAGUCCGAGGACGAGGAGGAUGGCGUGAAGUGGAAUCAGCGUCUGCAGCUCAAGUAUGACCUGCUUAACACAGAUUCAGAAACUAGCCUAGCUCUCUCCACGAACAGCGUCGAGCCGCAACUGUCCACACGGUCGAGCACAAUUCCAAAUAGUGGUAUUCAGCAGCCUGUUCAAGUCCCAGGUCCUGUGGCUGUUUCCCAGUUGAUCUCGGUGCAGCCGCAGGCUAUCGCGUCACCGGCUAUUCCGUUGCAACAAAAACCAACGGUCCACUACAUCCAGACGCCGCAGCUGGCCUCAUAUCAAAACUCGAAUCCGACGAUGCAGGAGAUGACUAACAACCAGGUCAUCUCACCGACGGGCAGUCAGCAGAUGCAACAACAGCAGCCCAUUGCUGCACCAACCGUAAAUCAUCAGAUCAUGCCGCAGCAGCAGGUCAACCAGCAACAACAGCAGCCACAAAUGAUGCAGCAGAUGCCCCAGCAAGUUCAAGUACAGCAGGUGGCUCCGCAACAACAACCACAGACAGUGUUGGCUCCACAACAGCACGAACAGCAACCACAGCAACAGCAACAGUCAUUGGUAGAUCAGCAAAAGAGCCACCAAAUUCCAUUACAGCAACAAUUACAGCAGCUUAUGCAUAACAACGUGCAGACACCGGAACUGGCACAACAGCAACAAAUGGUUCAGCAACAGGCUCAGCAAUAUUUUCAGCAGCAACCGCAGGCUCCGGUUUCUAUGCAUCCAAAUCAGCUUGCGCAACAACAACAGCAGGCUUAUGCGAUGCAACAACAGGUGGCGGUUUCGCACCAACAACAAAUUUUGCAACAACAAUUGGCCCAGCAUCAACUACAGCAGCUGCAGCAGCAACAGCUUCAACAUCAGCAGCUCCAACAACAGCAGCUCCAACAACAGCAGCAACAGCAAAUCCAACAACAGCAACUACAACAACAACAGUUUGUGCAACAAUACGCACAGGCCAUACCACAGCAACAACACCAGCAAAUCAUCGCGGGAUCGCAGGUGAUGGCACCACAACAACAUCAACAAUCUAUGCCGAUCCAAGUUCAGAUGCAAGUUCCACCAACUUCGGUGGCUCCUACAAUGCAACAGACAUAUAACCAGCAGACCCCUCAAGUGACUCUGGGUGAUCCUCAACAACAACAGCAUGCGGGAUUUUCAGCCGUACCUUCGCAGCAACCACAAUUUGUUCAACAACCCACACAGCAACCAAUACAGUUGUCAAUGCAGUUGGAGCAGAAAUUGCAGCAGUUACUGCAUAGCCAACCGCCCCAGCAACAACAACCGCAGCAAACCAUAAGUCAACAGCAACAGCCACCUUUGCUCCAACAGCAGCAGCCUUUGGUCCAGCAACAGCAACCUUUGGUCCAGCAUCAGCAACCGUUGGUCCAACAGCAGCCACAACCACAGCACCCACAGCUGCAGCAGCAACAACCACAGCAGCAACAGCCACAGCAGCAACAGCCACAGCAACAACAACUUCAACAGCAACAACUCCAACAGCAACCGCCACAGCAGCAACAACAACCAAUACUACAGCAGCAGCCUGUAGCCGAACAACACUCACAGAUUCCUUCACAAGUCCCAAUGCAACAGGAAAAUCUGCAACCACUCCAAGUUAAUCCAGAACCAUCUGUCGUAGCGGAAGUCGUGCCUGUUAAUAAUAUUCAAGCAAACCCCGAAAGUGCAGGGAAAACAGAAUCCCAUACACCUGGCGAUGCAGAUAAGCAGCAGAAACAACAAGGCACGGCAACACGGACUCAGAAACCAAGACGCUCGAACCGUAGCGGCAACGAAAGGAUUCCCAAACUAAGUGUUACCAGUGUGGACGAGGGCAGCGUCAUUAACUGUCACAUGGAAAACAAACUUAAAACGAUUACAUUUAAAUUCGACAUAGGAGAUGUUAAUCCGGUUGAAAUUGCCAAUAAAUUGAUCGCCCAAGAUUUGCUUUCUAAUUGCCAAAGUACAGUUUUUGUGGAAAUGAUCAAUGAAAUUGUUGACCAAGUCAAACAGAAUCCCAAUCAAAUCCCUAUACCGACCAAUUAUCGCCGCAAUAUUGAAAAGGUCCGACACGCGUCUCUAACUCGACAGCGUUCCACGUUUAGGUCACACCAAAGACAUAGAUCUCGGGAUGAAACCGCCAGCGACAUUACAAAGAUGUUCGAACCCACUAUCCAUGGUGUUGAAAAUCUACCUUCCGGAGGCGGAGGCGCUGAUCCGUCGAACCCCAAUUUAAUUUUUGAAGCCAGGUCCCAUGGAUCCAACAUAACGAAUGCGCAAGAGCCCCAGGUAAAUUUAGGAACCCCACCCACAACCACUUCGACCAUGUCUUCCUCAUCAACCGCAUCGAGGGAUGCGCCCAAUAGCAGCAAUGACGUGACCAUCGGAUCCGGUUCCGUGUCUCGCAAGACAAGUACGGCCUCGGAAUACACUUCGCUUUCGAUUGACUACAUGCCUGAUAGCAACAUUACUCCAACUGGUCCGGAACCAUCGCUUGACGAUACCAAGGAUAAGCCACUGGCUGUGCAGCAAAAGCCUUGCUCCCUUGCUAUCGCUAGAAUGCAAAAGCUUUUGGAGUCAACCGGCGGCGGUGCCCCCCGCAGUCUGAACCUGCCCCUGAAUCGUCACCUAAAGAUUCAAGAGGACUUAAAGCAUACUAGAAGCCUUGACGACUUGACCGCUGUGAAAAUAACCUUUGACAUGCCCAAUAAGACAACAUUAGAACCUUCCGAGAAUGUUCAAUAUACCACUGCAUUGGAAGUAGAGAAGCCAAAAGAUAAGUCCGCCCAGGUGGUAGGAAACCAGGGAACGGGAGCGGCCAACACCCUAGAACAGUUAAAGAUAGAACUAGAGAACAUAACACACGCCCACGCUUUUGCAUCUGCGGUGGUUGCCUCGAUCAAUAACAGAGUUCCUCACCAGGCCUCGCCAGCCAUGUCCUCACUUAAGGCUUCAUCCGGACAACCGCACACACAAGAGAUUAACAAGUCAAGUAACGGAGCAGGUACGUCCGCUCCCUCAGUGGGUCAAAAUACUCCCACUGCGGCAUUAACAUCCGCCAGGGGCUCUGGCUCCUCCGUCUACAACUCACGUCGCACUUCCAUUGACAACAGCAUGGGAUCUGAUGUGCACUUGCACACUGCCACCAAUCUUGAAGGGACAAUUAGUAACUCGGAUCCGACUCCAACUGAGGCAUCAGUUGGCAUUGCCAUUGGCACGGGCCAUGAGAAGCAACUGUCCAAGCAGCCUAGUUUGGAAAAACCAUCGACCACUUCCAUUUCGACCAACUCAAGUGAUCCUCCUCAUAGAAAUCCUAGCAACGGAUCACUCAAUCAGAAUUCAAUAGCAGAUUUGGAAAAGAAAUUAGCAGCUUUGCGUAAUACCGAAAACGCUGAAGAGUCUGCAUCAACCACGUUAGGUGUGGUCCCCAAACCAAUCGAAGAGGUCGUAAACCCAAGCGCCCGUAAAAUUUCGCGUUUCAGUGUCAGUCGUGUGCAGGAGCAGAAAACUUCGACUGGUAUGGAGGAACCUGCACUGAAGAUCGACUUGCAGGUCGCAGGCCCUGGAGGCCAGUUACAGAGCAACAGCUCAAUGCAGAAUGGCAGUGUGGUUAACACUCCAACUGAAAUUAUCAGUUCUCCCAUUCAAAAUGUUCCACUGGCUAUUAACGGAAUUCAAUUGAUAUACCAACAGCCCCAACAAAUCCAACAGUUGCCUGGAGGAGCCUCCACCUCUACGAGUGGAGCAGGGGCUCAAUGCAUUGUAGUGCCCCAAGUAAUAAAUCAGAAUGGCACCCAUAUGCAACAAAUAUCAAACCUACAACCACAGCAGCAACUUGUACAUUCAAAUAUGCAACAACAGACGCCACUCAAUGGCCAUCAGCCCAUGGUAAACACUCACCAGCAACAACCGCAACAGCAAUCUAUACCCAUGCAGCCGAUUCAGCCGCAGCAGCAGCAGAACCAAAUGCCUCUCAUACCACAACAACAACAACAGAUCUUAAUGCAACAGCAACAAGGAUCUCAGCAGGGAUCGCAGCAAUUUAACUUGCCUGGCACACAACAAACCCAUCCUCAGCAUCAAUUUAUCCAGACUCAGACCAAUCAGCUUCACUCGCUUCCACCCCAGGUGGUAAGCAUGGCCCAGGGAAUGCCACAUCAACUUCCACCCAUGCAGACUAUGUCAGCCCAGCAGCAAAUCAUUUCGCAACAACAGCACCAGUUGCAGAUGCAGUCGCACAUGCAGCAACAAAGUGUGUCAGGAAUGUACAACCAGCAGACCGGAGCUCAUGUGACCGCUCCACAAAAUUUCCAAAAUGCUGUACCAAAUCAUUUGUUGCAGCAGUCUCCUCUGAUGGCUUCCCAACAGCCAGCACAGCCUAUGCAACACGUUAUGCAACCGAUCUUUAAUGCAUCGUCUGGGGAAGUUACCGAAGAGCCUGUAUCACUAGCAGCUACACAUCCACACUUGUUACCAAGCGAUAUACAAUCCGAUAUAAAACACAAUUUAGACUCGUUGGUCAACCAAUUGUGCAAUACGCGCUUGGGUACUAAUCAGCACCAGCGGCUGUUGCUGUUGCGUCAGAGACAACUUAUUGAAGAGGACGAGCUGCGCCUGAAACAUUAUGUGGAAUACGAAAAGUUUCAAAAGGCACUUCGCCAAUCAAUCAGCACAAACGUUCCAGCGCCUGCAGCUUACUAUUCAGCAGCUGCCGCUCAGCUGCCAACUAAUUUGGCAGCUCCAGCAGCUCCGUCCUCAACGAAUCCGACAUCAACUAGCUCCGCGAACACAUAACUGCGCUAAAUGUUUUGCUUUAUGCACCUUUGACAAGCCAUACUAACAGCUCUUACUCUAUGUUCUCGACAAUAUAAUUGGCUCGAGUGUGAGGACGUGGACCUGGAGGUAGAUUUUAAGUAAAAAGUUGUCGAAUGUUACGGGGUUGUCUGUAAAUAUUAGUCAAACGCUUCUUGUUGAUAUGCCAUUGUUUUAUAUUUUUCUUUCUGUUUCACUUUUAAUUUAAAGUUUCUAAUUUCCAAUCUUGGCUUUCGUUUAUUUGUUUAAAAUAAAUAUUAAAAUUUUGUAUGAACUUUUUAAGGAAAUUGUACAUUUUAUUAGUAAAAAAAACUGUAAAUAAACAUUUCGAUAAUGUAAUAAUAUAACAAUGCAUAUAGGAAUAUUAUAUAUUAGUCAUCAUUUAUUUAAAGUGGUGUAUACAUACUGUAGUUACUAAAUAAAUAACUUAUUAUACCCAA